CCUUCCCCUCCCGAUCUUCUUAGAUGCUUCGAAUAAAUACUCUCCUAACUCUCCUCUCCCUUUCAACCCCCCCCCACCCCCGGUCUUGCUUUCUUCUUCGUCUUCUUACCUUUUUGAUUUUUGAUCCACCCUUACUCCCUUCUCCUCUCCCUCUUCCCCUCUUCCCGAGGCCCCCAAAACCCUUCUAAAACCCCCACCAAAACCCAAGAAGAAGAGAGAGAGAGAGAGGGUGCUCUGCGCCGCCGGUUCGGUAGCCAUGUCGGAGAUCGUGUCGGACGCAUGGAAGCGCUACCUCGGGCAGCUUCAAGAACACCCUCUUAGAACGAAGGCAAUAACUUCUGGGGUCUUGGCGGGAUGCAGCGAUGCGAUUGCUCAAAAAAUCUCCGGGAUCAAGAAGCUCCAAUUGAGAAGGUUGCUUCUUGUCAUGCUCUAUGGUUUUGCCUAUGCAGGACCUUUUGGUCACUUUCUGCACAAGCUUAUGGAGAUUAUUUUCAAGGGAAAGAAAGGCAAAGAGACGGUCGCUAAGAAAGUAAUAUUGGAACAAUUGACUGCUUCACCAUGGAACAACAUGUUUUUUAUGAUGUAUUAUGGGCUGGUCAUUGAAGGAAGACCAUUUAGUUUAGUGAGGAGCAAGGUCAGGAAGGAUUAUCCAACUGUUCAGUUGACCGCAUGGAAGUUUUGGCCUAUAGUUUCUUGGGUGAACUACCAAUAUAUGCCUCUGCAGUUCCGUGUUCUUUUCCACAGCUUCGUUGCUUCAUGCUGGGCGGUGUUCCUGAAUCUAAAAGCACGCUCAGUUGCUGUUAAACUGGCAUAAUGAGCCCGAUAAGAGAAUGUCAUCAGUUGCUUGCUUGCUUGCUUGCUGCUUCCUCAACCUGCGUUGGUGAGAACCCUACCAUUCACUGAUAAGACAUGUAGGCUUGCUCUCUGUCAAAAAGGAACAUAAAACAGGAAAAAAAAAAAAUCCGUGGUUGUUGCUGUGCUUUAUAAACAAUGGAAAUAAGUACUUGUUCGGUUACAAUGUGAUCAUUGUGUAUUCAUCUCAGCUUAUAACAUGCGAGCUUAUAUUGUCUCUA
This is a messenger RNA of Phoenix dactylifera (date palm), 1073 nucleotides long. RefSeq names its product peroxisomal membrane protein PMP22-like. Gene Ontology annotation, cellular component: cytoplasm; membrane. NCBI's taxonomy places the organism in Eukaryota, Viridiplantae, Streptophyta, Magnoliopsida, Arecales, Arecaceae. The record is from RefSeq and is a predicted model, not a curated record.